Messenger RNA from Ficedula albicollis (Collared flycatcher), 942 nucleotides. It is a transcript of the gene CYSRT1, whose product is annotated as cysteine rich tail 1. The record is from RefSeq and is a predicted model, not a curated record. The transcript has a single exon. Bases 236 to 619 code for a protein of 127 amino acids. NCBI's taxonomy places the organism in Eukaryota, Metazoa, Chordata, Aves, Passeriformes, Muscicapidae.
CCUGCCUCCCCCCCGGCUCCGGUGGCUCCGUGUGUACCUUGUGGGGGUCCCUUGGGCAGGGAGUGGGGAGCACAGCUCUGCACCCCGCGCCCAAACCAGCGGGGCGUGCAGGGUGUUGCUGCUGUGAGAACAGCCCCAGCAGCGGCACCCCCCACACCCCGCGGUAGCACGGGCUCUGUCCCGCAGGGGGAGAGCAAAGCCGCACAGGCCACACGUGCUGACAAGGGGCAGUGAGAUGGAUCGUGGCGUCACUGUGGAGAACCCCUACGCCAGUGUCAACAUCCCACGGGAGCAGUUCCAGCAAAGCUUCAUCACUCGCUACCUGAGAGAUGAGCCCACCGUCAUCACCAACCCCGCAGCCGUGCCCUCCUACGGCACAGAGGAGCAGACUGACCUUGCUAAUGGCUGGAGCAGCCCCACCGUCUCCACAGACAAGUCCUGGUCCCGUCCCUACAACCCCUACGCCAGCCUGAGGAUGCCCCAUGGGGACUCAUCUGCCUCCUUCUACACUGUGACCCUGGACAAGCCACCCAAGGGCCAGGAGCAGGGGGCUGGCAGGCGGUGUGGCUGCUGCAGGUGCUGCUCCUGCUGCCCAAAGUGCUGCUGUGUCAUCUCCUAAGGGCCCUCCCUGCACACACGGGACGUGCUGACCACGGGAUGGGGACAGGUGACCCCACAGGGACAUGGAAGCUGUCCUGGCACUGGCAGAGCUGGCACUGGCUGGACUGACAUUGCUUUUUACUUGUGAAUUCUGCAGCAAGAUGUGCUGGUGAUGGGCACCUGCCAGGUGGGCCAUGGGGUCUGGGAACCCUGAGGAUGAUGUGUGCCAGGACAGAUGUCACCAUGAAGUGACUACGCCGGAGACAGGGCAGCACCGUGAGCCUGCAAUCCUGCACAGAGCCCUGCCAGUCUCCUCGUGCUGGGAAACCUCCACCCCGGGAA